GCUUCCUCGGGGCGGAACCUCAUCUGUGUUGAAGUUAAUUUAGCACCACGUCACAGCAAUUUGGAAGGAAAACACAGCAUAUAAAAGGAAUUCUUGUCACCGUUCUCAGUGUGAGGCAUCAAGACUGCAAAGAUGGCAUUUGCUCUUCGCUUAACAGUUCUCCUCUGUGGGAUCAGUGGACUGUUGACUGGAGUCUGGUCAUUGCCAAAGUUUAGGAGCACAGGUAAUGACUGCCCCAAAGGCUGGACUCAGUUGGACUGUAACUGUUACAUAUUCCAAGAUGAUGAGAGGACUUUUGCAGAUGCAGAGAGUGUCUGCAACAUCCUUGGUGGCAAUCUUGUUUCCAUCCACAACGCCCUGGAGAAUGCCUUUGUUCUGGAACUGAUUCGAGCGGGCGGUAACAAUGACUUUGCUUGGAUUGGACUCACUGAUGCAAUUGAGGAAGAUGACUUCAUAUGGACUGACGGCUCAGAGCAGGAGUUCUUUAACUUUGAUGAUUCUGCAGAGUCCAGUGCCGCUAGUAACUGUGUUGCGAUCGAUGAGGAUGAUGGACUUUGGUAUGAUGAAGACUGCACAGAUGACGAGCCGUUUGUUUGCAUUAGAGAGUUGUUCUCAUUAAUACAUCAUUAACUUAUGAGAUUUACUGAUGACUCAUUGAGAUCAUUGAGAUAAUAUAGUAUCAAAACUUGAUGACUCUUUUUCUGGGUUUACUGUCCACCCCACUCUUCUUGUUUCUCAACAACGCUCAAUUUCUAUUGACAGCAGAUUUGGAACGUCAAAGAGCAUCUCAGGUAAAUAAAGGUCUGCAUAAAGGUUUCGGUCUUUUUUUCUACUCUUCCUUGCAAACCUUCUGAGUCCAUUGCUGAAAACCUUGGGAUUAAAGAAAGGUGUCACGCCUCGUCCCCGGGUGUUUUAUUAUGUGCCGGUUGUCAUUAUUUUUGUCCGUGUCUGUGUACUCGCCCCUCCCUUCUUGUGCUUACUCACAAUCUAUGUACUACUCACAGUCACCUGCCUCUCGUUACCUGUCGCGUAUUUAAAUCCUGUCUGCGUGUCACACCUUUGUCGGAUUAUUUCUUGUCUCACGUCUGUCAAUUCGGUUUUUGUUUGCCAGCCCUGUCAGUCAGUCCCGUUGAUAGUUGUUAGGCCGUUAUGUCAGUUUGCCGCUUCUGUUGGCUUGUUUCCCUUAUCCUCCCUUCCAAC
Molecule: messenger RNA, 1200 nt
Organism: Syngnathus acus (greater pipefish)
Lineage: Eukaryota; Metazoa; Chordata; Actinopteri; Syngnathiformes; Syngnathidae
Product: snaclec purpureotin subunit beta-like
Exons: 7
Coding region: 133-630 (165 amino acids)
Source: RefSeq, a predicted model, not a curated record